Molecule: messenger RNA, 1068 nt
Organism: Lodderomyces orthopsilosis Co 90-125
Lineage: Eukaryota; Fungi; Ascomycota; Pichiomycetes; Serinales; Debaryomycetaceae
Gene: RFC2
Product: replication factor C subunit 2
Exons: 1
Coding region: 1-1068 (355 amino acids)
Biological process (GO): DNA repair; DNA-templated DNA replication
Cellular component (GO): DNA replication factor C complex; nucleus
Molecular function (GO): DNA clamp loader activity; ATP binding; DNA binding
Source: RefSeq, a predicted model, not a curated record
AUGACUACUGCCACCUACGAAGAAGAGAAGCUUCAUCACACACCAUGGGUUGAAAAAUAUAGACCCAAAAAUCUCAAUGACAUUGCAUCACAAGAACAUGCUGUUAAAGUAUUAGAAAAACAAGUAUCGACCGGUAAUUUACCUCAUAUGUUAUUCUAUGGACCUCCAGGAACUGGUAAAACAUCCACAAUAUUGGCAUUAGCUAAACAACUAUAUGGUCCUAACUUGUAUAAAUCUAGAGUAUUGGAACUAAACGCCAGUGAUGAACGUGGUAUUUCUAUUGUACGUCAAAAGAUUAAAAAUUUUGCUAAAUUAACAGUAAGUAAUCCUACACCCGAGGACUUGAAAAAUUAUCCUUGUCCUCCUUACAAAAUCAUCAUUUUGGAUGAAGCUGAUUCAAUGACUAAUGAUGCUCAAAGUGCUUUGAGAAGGACAAUGGAAACUUAUGCCAACAUCACCCGAUUUGCAUUAGUUUGUAAUUAUAUUACUCGGAUUAUUGAUCCAUUGGCCUCAAGAUGUUCGAAAUUUAGAUUCAAGUUGUUAAAUAAUGAAAAUUCAUUGAAUCGAUUGAAAUAUAUUGCAAAUGAAGAACAAUUGAAUUUGGAUAAACUGCAAGGUGAAGAUGGUGUGCUUAAUGAAGUGUUGAAAAUUAGUAAUGGUGAUUUGAGAAAAGCUAUUACGUAUUUACAAAGUGCUUCGAAAUUAAGUACAAGUUUGCAAUUGGAAGAUGAUCAAGAUGGAAAUGCAGGAUUGAUUACUAAACAAUCGAUAAGAGAAACUGCUGGUGUCUUGCCUGAUGAAUUGAUUGAUAGCUUAAUCAAGACAAUAAGGUCCAAAAAUGAAGAAAAAUUGAUUUCAUUGGUGAAUGAUAUAAUAUUGAGUGGAUGGAGUGCUCAACAAUUGAUUGAUCAAUUACAUGAAGUUCUUGUAAUAGAUGACUCCAUAAACUCCUUGGUAAAGAAUCAAAUUGCAUUGAUCUUGUUUGACACCGACAAGAAAUUGAAUUUUGGAACUGAUGAACAUAUUCAAUUACUCAAUUUAGUUCUACAAGUAUCUAAAGUUAUAUAG